AUGGCGUUGCAAGCAUCGACAAACUAUGAAAACCGUUUCGAUGACACGUUAGUCAACGAGAUGGUGUUUGAAAAAUAUCUCGUCCGUAGCAAACUUGGACAGGGUACUUUCGGUGAAGUGUAUAAAGCAGUUGACAUCGUUUCGAAGCAGCAAGUUGCGUUAAAGGUGCAGAAUUCGCAGAUCUCAUUGCUGCGCCUAGAGUACAAGCUGUAUCAACAGCUCCACACCGCCAAGAAUACGGAGGGCAUCCCGAAAAUUUACCAGAUGGGUCAAGUCCGCGAUAAACCGGCCAUACUGAUGGAGCGGCUCGGACCUUCCUUGCAGCAGCUCUUCCAGAUGAGUAAUAAACGCUUACAACUUACUACCGUCAUCCCGUUGGCGCUGCAGAUGAUCAACCGGCUCAAACAGUUCCACCAAACCACGGGUUUCGUCCAUCGGGACAUCAAACCGGACAACUUUGUGCUUGGAUACCGGCAGAAGAUAAAUAUUGUGCACCUCAUCGACUAUGGGCUAGCGGCUCGCUUCUGGGACAGUGACUCCGUGCGGCACGUCCCGCACAAUGGAAAACACAAGCCGCUGGUCGGCACGAUACGAUACGCUUCGCUUAAUACGCACCGCGGGCAUACCCAGAGCCGGCGGGACGAUAUGGAGUCGCUCGGUUACACCUUGAUAUACCUCUUGCGCGGCUCGCUUCCCUGGCAGGGCGUUAGAGCGUCGUCUCGCCCUCAGAAGUAUGAGAUGAUUCACGAGGUGAAGCAAAGUACGCCGAUUGAAAAGAUAUGCGACGGAUUGCCCGAGACGUUUGUGCACUAUUUAACAUACUGUCGAAGGAUGCGCUAUAGUAUUGAGCCGGAGUAUCAUAUCUUGCGUGCCAUGUUCUACCUGCUGUGCUGUGAGCAGAACAUAUCGCGAGUCUUUCAAUUUCACAAACUACCGGAGUUGCAAUCAACAAAGCGCACUAAGGCCGCCCACCUGCUUGACCACACCUGUCAGCAGAAUCGCCAUAGGAAACGGUCAGCUGGGGAUGGCGUUUAUGUCUCGAGCGGAAAGACUUACAAACACAAGUAG
Anopheles coustani is the source of this 1068-nucleotide messenger RNA. Its product is annotated as casein kinase I-like. Gene Ontology annotation, cellular component: cytoplasm; nucleus. Gene Ontology annotation, molecular function: protein serine/threonine kinase activity; ATP binding. The transcript has a single exon. The record is from RefSeq and is a predicted model, not a curated record. Bases 1 to 1068 code for a protein of 355 amino acids. Gene Ontology annotation, biological process: peptidyl-serine phosphorylation; signal transduction. NCBI's taxonomy places the organism in Eukaryota, Metazoa, Arthropoda, Insecta, Diptera, Culicidae.